AUGUACACAUCCAUCUUUCUCGCGUCCCUCGUCUCUCUUAUAUCUCUCAUCUCCUCGGUCUCCGCCGCCAAAGCGCUCAACCCAAACCUUAACGCCAUGCUCAAGAUGGCCGCAACCAACUACGACCGUCACGCGCUCCUCGCCAAAGACAGCGACUGGUACUACGACUAUUUCAACCACACAGACUACGACAACCCAACCGGUUCCGUCAUCACCGCCGACGCCGCCACAUUCCCAGCACUCACAGGCUUCGGCAUCAGCUUCGCGCUGCUGAAACUGGGACCCUGCAGUAUGCUGCCACCCCACUUCCACCAGCGCGCUCAUAACCUCGUGAUGGGAAUCACUGGAAACACGACGAGCUGGAUGAUCAACGAGAACGGAGUACGCACUGUGAGGAUUGAUAUCGUACCUUUCCGGGUGACGAUAUUCCCGCAAGGAAGUCUGCACGUUAUGCAGAACAACGGUUGUGAACCGGCUCUUCUGAUCAGUGCUUUAAACAGUGAUGACAGUGGUACGCUGAACGCUCUCAAUGGGCUUAUGACUGUCCCAAGCGAUAUGGUCCAAGCUAGCUUUGGUGACGAGAACCUUGACACGGCUCAGCUUGGUAAAGGUAUUCCUGGUGUUGGCACUGGCGCAGUCAGAGGCAGCCCAGAAUGUCUCAAGAGAUGUGGGAUCGAGCACGGCAAGAUCUAA
Messenger RNA from Ascochyta rabiei, 693 nucleotides. RefSeq lists its product as uncharacterized. Bases 1 to 693 code for a protein of 230 amino acids. The record is from RefSeq and is a predicted model, not a curated record. Gene Ontology annotation, cellular component: cell wall. Gene Ontology annotation, molecular function: manganese ion binding. The transcript has 2 exons. Lineage: Eukaryota; Fungi; Ascomycota; Dothideomycetes; Pleosporales; Didymellaceae.